CCCCGGAAGAAGGCGAACAUUUGUGAAGCGUUUCUGCCAGGAACCGGUCCAAAUUGUUCCCCGCCUGGAAAGUGACAUUCUGUUUGUGCUUGAAAGAAACACCAGUGUACACCAGUGUGCAGCAACUGUGCGGGAACUAACUCUCUACACAUACGAUCAGCAGCUUUGGUGUAACUUGAGUGUGAGAUCGAUCUACGGCUUACCCGCUCAUCAUGUUUCUUGGGAACGAAUCUAUCUCGGAGGGCGCCAUGCUGAUGCCGAUGGCGCGCACUGCUGGCGAAAUGCCGAAGCUGCUGGGGUGGAAUCUCCCACCCGAGGAGCAGUAUCUAGUGCACGAUCACUGGAAGGGAUUUCCUUCACCGCCGUACUACAUGCACCUGAUGCUUGCGAUGAUCUACUUCGUGCUGAUGAACACUUCCCUCAUCGGUAAUGGUAUUGUGCUGUGGAUCUUUGGCACCUCCAAAUCGCUCCGCAAUGGCUCGAACAUGUUCAUCAUCAACUUGGCCAUCUUCGAUCUGCUGAUGAUGUGCGAGAUGCCCAUGUUCCUGGUCAACUCGUUCUCGGAGCGACUGGUCGGCUACGGGGUGGGAUGCUCGGUUUAUGCGGCCCUUGGCAGUAUGUCCGGCAUCGGUGGUGCCAUCUCGAAUGCCGUGAUCGCGUUCGAUCGGUAUCGUACGAUCUCGAACCCGCUCGAUGGACGACUGAGUCGUGUGCAGGCGGGCUUGUUGAUCUGCCUUACCUGGCUCUGGACGAUGCCGUUCACACUGCUGCCCCUGUUCGAGAUCUGGGGACGCUACAUUCCGGAAGGAUAUCUGACAACUUGCUCGUUCGACUAUCUUACCGACGAUCCGGACACGCGCGUGUUUGUCGGCUGCAUUUUCACCUGGGCGUACGUGAUUCCGAUGAUCUUCAUCUGCUACUUCUACGCACGACUCUUCGGCCACGUCCGUCAGCAUGAGAUGAUGCUGAAGAAUCAGGCACGCAAGAUGAACGUCGAAUCGCUCACGGCGAACCGCAGCGAGAAGGCACAGGCAGUCGAGAUGCGAAUCGCCAAGGCCGCCUUCACGAUCUUCUUCCUGUUCGUGUGUGCCUGGACACCGUACGCCAUCGUCACGAUGAUUGGUGCAUUCGGCGACAGGACGAUGCUGACUCCGUUCGUUACCAUGGUGCCGGCGGUUUGCUGUAAGAUCGUGUCCUGUCUGGAUCCGUGGGUGUACGCCAUAAGCCAUCCCAAGUACCGCCAGGAGCUUGAACGUCGCCUGCCGUGGAUGGGCAUCAAGGAGGCGGACGACAGUGUCAGCACGACCGAAAGCAAAGCCACCGUCGUCGUUGACCAAGCUGCGGGUAACGGUGGAGACAACGCUGCCAACUAGAUUGCAUUACGAGGCGGAAAUACAACUACGAAAUCUGUGGAUGAUGAUCGACCUGCUUGAUAUUGAACGGGACUUUUGCAAAACGGUAUAGAAUUUAGAUGUAAGCCCCCCCCCCUUACCCACACCCAAAACCAUUUCCAGAGCACGUAUUAAGCAAAGCAAAUUAGAAAAAUGUCAGCUUGCAUCGGAUCUUGUCAAACGAGGUUAUGGUUCAUAGAUGACGAAAAAAAUAAACAGCAUUCUAUCGAAAAUGAAGCGAUUUUAUCCUUCUAAA
This is a messenger RNA of Anopheles merus, 1647 nucleotides long. RefSeq names its product opsin-3 (gene Rh5). Gene Ontology annotation, biological process: visual perception; G protein-coupled receptor signaling pathway. The transcript has 3 exons. The coding region runs from base 213 to 1373 and encodes 386 amino acids. Gene Ontology annotation, cellular component: membrane. Gene Ontology annotation, molecular function: G protein-coupled receptor activity. The record is from RefSeq and is a predicted model, not a curated record. Lineage: Eukaryota; Metazoa; Arthropoda; Insecta; Diptera; Culicidae.